CGGAGUGACAGUACCGUUCGAAUCAGCUGUGGAGCGGAUGUGUAUUCUUGAAAACAUUAAACAAAAACAGUUUUUCGACUUUUUCAACUCAAUUAAUUAAAUAAGAAACGAAUUAGGCCUCCGUAAUGGCAGAGGAUAAUUACGUUCCCCCAUAUUGUGGAUCGAGUUACACAGAUUUACCAAUGGAGAUCAUCCUCAAAAUUCUCGGCUACUUGAACUCAUCGGAUUUAUUCGUCGCUAGUCUAACAUGCCGUCGAUGGUUCGAGGCCACUCAACAUAUAAACACUACGAUGCCGUUGGCUAUCAAUUUCACCAAAGUCCACUUCGCCGAUCAUUCCGGCCCAGCCAGCGUAUUUUUGAACAGCUUACGCAAUUAUUCCAAAAUCACUCUAAACUGUGUUGACUUCGGUACGACGGAUGAAUUCUGGGAUCGAUGUGCGGACAUCAGCAUCAAAGAAAUUUCGUUCAUCAAUUGUGAUCUACGUGAAAAAUAUCUGAACUCAAUACUGAAAAAAGUGAAAAACUUGGAGGCGUUAGAAAUUGAAAAUUGUCGUGAAUUGUUCAUGUCCGGACGCCUGUUCGACAAAGAUCGGGAUAAGAAAACGAUUUGCCAUGCAUGCCGUAAUGUUACCUCACUUGCAUUGACAUACAAUCGAUAUCUGUCGGAUGCGUUGUUCCAUCGCUUUGCGACGAUCAUGCCGAAAUUAAAUAGCCUGGACUUGUCCGGCUGCCAUAUAUCGUUUCACCGCGGUCUGUACAAGAAGUUCUAUCCGGAUAGUCAGAAAGACGCUUCAGAAAGUGUACUCACUUUUCACUACAUCUUCCAGUUUAUUCAAUGCGAGGCACAGUUGAUAAAGAGUUUAAAUUUUAGCUAUACCUUGAUAGACGGCGCAGCCCUAACAUCCCUAUCAGAAAUUGGCGAAUUAAAACUGGAAGUUCUUCGUCUACGUAGCUGUGACCAAUUGACCAAUUCUGGUAUCAUUAGCUUGGUUCAAGUACAGCCAACGUUAGUUGAAUUAGACUUGUCAUCUUGUGUUCGACUAACAGACCCGGGCUUAAUGGAAAUAUGUUCGUCACUGUCGGCACUGAAAAUAUUGAAGUUGAGACGAUGUCGGGCCAUCACAGAUCUAGGAGUUAAGGAGGUUGCCAAUUUAAAAUUAAAGUUUCUUGACAUCUCGGAAUGUGAAUCAGUCACUGGUCGGGGUAUAAUUGACGGCAUUGCGAAGGUUCAAAAUUUGUCGUUGAUGGAGUUGUAUGUGAGCGCACUAAAUAUCUGCGAAAUGUCGAUCAUUCGAAUAGCCGAAAAUAUACCAAAUUUACGACUGCUGGAUUUGAGCUUCUGUAAGAAUGGUGUGACCAAUUUGGCCGUUCAAUUGAUUUUCAAAAAUCUGGUGUGGUUGCGAGUUCUACUUUUGGAUUACUGUGAUAAGAUUUCUGAUGCAGCAUUGACUGGCUUCGAAAUGAACACUCACUUGGUUGCGUACGAAGAAAGCAAGAGUCGAAUCAGCGGCACAAUAUCAAAAGAAGAUGUACAGAGGCAGCAAGAUAACGCUGGUGGCGAACAUCUGAUGGAUGCCAUCCGUGAGGCGAUGAAUCAAAGCAACAAUCAAAACGAAAGACAUCCGUUCAAAAUUUCACUUCGAAGCAAAGCGGAAGAGGAGAUCGUUAAUGACGCAAAACGAAAGAAAGUUAUGCUGGAGAUGUACGAACACAAUGAUACCAAAUCCGACUACAGUGGCUAUUCGAUAAAUCGUGCAAAGGGUCUCACUAAACUUUCUCUGGCAGGUUGCACUAAAAUUACCGACGUUUCAUUGAAAUAUUCCUUCGUACUGCCCGAAUUACAAGAGUUAAGCUUAUCAAAAUGUCAGCAAAUAUCAUCGGUAGGCAUGGACAGUCUGGUAAAGGAAUGUCCUUCGCUGGAAAUAUUGAAUUUAUCCGAAUGCCAUAACAUUACCGAUAAAACUAUUGAAAUGAUAACGAUUCAUCUGAAACGGUUGACCCAUCUAUUUCUUGAACGAUGUACUCAGUUAAGUGAUCACAGUUUGGAUCACAUUGCGGUCAAUUGUACCGCCCUCAAAUAUCUCGACGUUCGAGCUUGUCGAGCCAUGUGUUCGGAGCCAAAUUUACGCUUGGUGAAUUUGUCGUCACUGAAGCAUAUAUCGAUGAGCAAGCCGGGUCCAUAUUUAGUUGAUGCGGACACGAUAACAAUGAAAAGACCGAGGCCACCACCGAUGCCUUUAGCUUUUUGAUGUUUUGUUGUCAUUUCCUUGGUGAAUUUUCUUAUUAUUUUUACACUGGUUGUUCUAUUCUUUGUGUUUAUUUAUUUCAAAAUUUACGUAAAGUAUUUCAUGUGAAAGGGUUCUUUGAACUGUAGCGUAAUACUCGUGUCAUUCAGGGAAUAUUAGGGAUUAAUGGCACAGCUCAAGGCCUCUUCAAGUGACUAUUUUCUUGCACUCCUGCUUUAAAAAUAUUUGCUUCAUUUUUUCACAACAAAUUUAAAGGAGAAGAAAGUUAAAAAAGAAAAUCGAAGAAAAUAUUGAAAUCUACCAGAAUUUCAAUAGACAAUAGGCACCGCUAACAAAUCCACUAAAUGUACUUACACAUCGCCGAGAGAGAAAAAUUGCAAGAAUUACUUCGGAGUCUUGUAGCCUAUAUUUUACUUCACACGAACAUUGGUUGGAAAAUUGGUUGGAAACCACAGUCUUCCUCAUAUAACUUAGUCUCGACAAUGAUGUCUGUUCACUUUGCUGUCCAAAUUCAUAAAGAAAUUUCCCAAACUAUUAAGUUUAUGAGUAAAAGAUUAUUUUAGAGAGUAAACAUGGUGCAUAUCGCAUCUUGGUCUCUGAAUUAUUAUUAAUCAAAUUGAAAUUAUCUUGUUGAUUAAAAGUUGCUUAGCAAUUAUUAAAAUGCGUAUUCGAUACAAGAAAACGUUGUAGUCGCUUAAAUAUUUUCACAAUCGAAAUGUAAGAGAAGUAUGUAUCAUUUUCAGUCGAGUAAUUUGUAUAAAAUAUUGUUAGUCAUAAAAUUAAUUUAUUUAAUAAAAAAAUAUGAAAUUUA
Molecule: messenger RNA, 3057 nt
Organism: Bradysia coprophila
Lineage: Eukaryota; Metazoa; Arthropoda; Insecta; Diptera; Sciaridae
Biological process (GO): SCF-dependent proteasomal ubiquitin-dependent protein catabolic process
Cellular component (GO): SCF ubiquitin ligase complex
Molecular function (GO): protein binding
Source: RefSeq, a predicted model, not a curated record